CCAUAUCCGGAUUCCAAUCUUAUUCGCACUUUUCAUUUCUUCAUUUGGAAACAAAACAAAAAAGAGAAAAAAAAAAGAAAUCCCCAAAUCAAUUGAAUCAUGUGCGACGAAGGAAACAGCGUCUACACCACGCGCUCGACGAAGAAGCGAGCCUCGGCGGCGGAGGCCCUGAAAGUUCCGGCGUCCAAGAAGCAGCGAUCCGUACUGGGAGAGAUCACCAACUCGCCGGAUCUCGUUUCGGUUCCGAAAUCGGCACCGAAGAAACCGAAAAUUGAGUCGCAGAAGAAGGAAGAGGAGGAGGGACUCGAGACGGAGAUUGGUGUGGGCUCGAUUGAUCCGGUCAAAUGUGCUUACUCGCCUUCUAUGUAUAAGCAUCUUCAUAUAUUGGAGGUGGAGGUGAAGAAUAGACCAUUAUGUGGUUACAUGGAGAAGGUGCAGAAUUGUAUUUCAGAACACAUGCGAGAAGUCCUGGUGGAUUGGUUGGUGGAGGUUGCGGAGGAAUACAAGUUUGUUUCAGACACCCUUUAUCUUACCGUAUCAUAUAUUGACAGAUACCUUUCUUCACACGUUAUCAGCAAGAACAAGCUACAGCUUCUUGGUGUUGCGUGCAUGUUUAUUGCCUCGAAGUACGAAGAGAUUUGUCCUCCACGUAUUGAAGAGUUCUGCUAUAUAACAGAUAAUUCCUACAUGAUAGAAGAGGUGUUGGAAAUGGAGAAAGAUGUACUCAAAUUCUUGAACUUUGAGAUCUAUACUCCCACAACAAGGAGUUUUCUCAGAAUCUUCGCAAGAGCUGCUCAAGAGAAUUCCAAAUCUUUGGGUCUGCAGUUUGAAUUCUUGGGUGGUUAUCUUGCGGAACUAAGUUUGCUUGACUACUGCUGUGUUCGAUUCCUACCAUCAGUUAUUGCUGCAUCGGCGGUUUUUCUUACAAGGUUCACAAUCCAGCCUGAGGUUCAUCCCUGGAGCUGGAACUUGCAAUGCUAUUCUGGUUAUAAACCAUCUGAUUUACAAGAUUGUGUCCUUGCCCUUCAUGACUUGCAGCUGAAUAAAAGAGGAAGCAAUUUGCGAGCGGUUAGAGAUAAAUAUAUGCAAGCAAAGUUUAAGUGCGUAGCAACAUUGUCUUCACACUCUGAGAUUCCUGCACUUUAUUUUGAGGCCAUCAACUAAGUGCUAGAUUUGCGCACGAGUUAUGGCUUGAGAAAGUUUGUCUUAGGUCUGAAUGUUAAUGUUUUGUGAAGAAGGAAAAGAAGCAAGAUGCUGAAUGAAGCUGAAUACCGAAGUCUGACCUAGUUUUGAAGAAUUUCUUCACCACAUUCCCUAGUAAGAGCUAGCUGCUGAUAAACUUGAAGCUGCUAAAUCAUUCAUGAUGGAGCCUAAAGACUCCAGAUUACACUGAAUAGGUUGUUUGGGACAGAUAAUUUUUCUCACUGCACUAAUUUUGCCGACCAGAUAUUUGUAAAUUGUGGUGGCCCUGAAAUCAAGGAUUUCUAAUUACUUUUUUGAGGCAUCCAAUUGUUUUUGAUGUCUGAACCCUCGACCCAAGUUUUGAUCUCCUCUACUCUCCAACUUCGAAAGAGUUUUCUAAGCACCUGUAUCUGUAUUGUUGUUUGUGUUUAUGAUCUCGCACGAUGCUGUAACCUGCUUUAUGGAUUAACAUGUUAAAUAAGUUAAUUUGAGUAUUCUGUAAGAUUUCUUCAAGAAAUAGAGAAACAAGUCAAGACACAUCAGCA
Rosa chinensis is the source of this 1727-nucleotide messenger RNA. Its product is annotated as cyclin-A3-1. The transcript has 8 exons. Gene Ontology annotation, molecular function: cyclin-dependent protein serine/threonine kinase regulator activity. Gene Ontology annotation, biological process: mitotic cell cycle phase transition; regulation of cyclin-dependent protein serine/threonine kinase activity. Gene Ontology annotation, cellular component: cytoplasm; cyclin-dependent protein kinase holoenzyme complex; nucleus. NCBI's taxonomy places the organism in Eukaryota, Viridiplantae, Streptophyta, Magnoliopsida, Rosales, Rosaceae. Bases 100 to 1164 code for a protein of 354 amino acids. The record is from RefSeq and is a predicted model, not a curated record.